Oncorhynchus keta (chum salmon) is the source of this 383-nucleotide messenger RNA. Its product is annotated as keratin-associated protein 9-4-like. Lineage: Eukaryota; Metazoa; Chordata; Actinopteri; Salmoniformes; Salmonidae. The annotation marks the transcript as partial. The record is from RefSeq and is a predicted model, not a curated record. The transcript has a single exon.
AUGGCGUCAGUCUGUAAACCCGACCAGAUGACGUCAGUCUGUAAACCCGACCAGAUGACGUCAGUCUGUAAACCCGACCAGAUGACGUCAGUCUGUAAACCCGACCAGAUGACGUCAGUCUGUAAACCCGACCAGAUGACGUCAGUCUGUAAACCCGACCAGAUGACGUCAGUCUGUAAACCCGACCAGAUGACGUCAGUCUGUAAACCCGACCAGAUGACGUCAGUCUGUAAACCCGACCAGAUGACGUCAGUCUGUAAACCCGACCAGAUGACGCCAGUCUGUAAACCCGACCAGAUGGCGUCAGUCUGUAAACCCGACCAGAUGACGUCAGUCUGUAAACCCGACCAGAUGACGUCAGUCUGUAAACCCGACCAGAUGAC